This is a messenger RNA of Exserohilum turcica Et28A, 1017 nucleotides long. RefSeq lists its product as uncharacterized. Bases 85 to 930 code for a protein of 281 amino acids. NCBI's taxonomy places the organism in Eukaryota, Fungi, Ascomycota, Dothideomycetes, Pleosporales, Pleosporaceae. The record is from RefSeq and is a predicted model, not a curated record. Gene Ontology annotation, molecular function: FMN binding. The transcript is spliced from 2 exons.
AAUACUACUACAACAACAACAUCUAAAUCCGCAACCAUAGCUUCGUCACGCACCGCCGCCCGUCUCACGCGCCUCGUCCACAGCAUGUCUGCCACGACGCCAUCUGCAUCUGCGCUGCCGCCCGCACCAUGGAAAGCGCUCUUCAGCUCGCAUCUGUCGCAGAUGAAGUCGCCCGAGUUUGUGCUGGGAACGCUCGACGCAGCGCCUUCAGGUGCACCGACGCCGUUUGUGCCGCGGGUGCGAUACUGCAUCCACCGCGGCUUCUGGGCCGAGCUACCUGAGAACCGGCAUAACGAUGCAGAGCGCAAUCCGCGCGUGUACGAGAGCGAUUGCCCUGUUUUGACGACGGAUGUGCGCAUGGAGAAGGUGGGGCAGAUAUUUCAGACGAGUGCGGGCCAUGCGCAGAGCAGGGAGCAGGUGCUGGGCAGUGGAGGCGGAGGGCCCGUCGAGGCGGUGUAUUGGAAUGCAGAUGUGGCGACGCAGUGGCGGGUCAAGGGGAGGGCGUUUGUGGUUGCAGAUGAUAUUGAGGGGGACGGCGAGGAAAGCAGCGGGGUGAGGACGGUCAAGAGCGAGGUGGGCAAGAGGAUGAGGGUGGUGGAUGAGGGCAGACAGGGCGAGUUUAGCUGGAAGAGGGAGAUCAAAGGCUUCUUUGGCAACCAGAGUCCUGGUAUCAAGGGCUCGUUCAAGAACCCGCCGCCCGGCCAGCCCACGUCCAAGGCCUAUGACGACAAGAGCCUUGGGCUUGGUUCCAAGGUGGAUGAUCUCGAUGACCCUGUUGCGCGCAAACACUUUCGCCUUGUCGUCAUUGUGCCGGAGUCGGUGGAGCAGACUGAUCUCAGCAACCCGGACAAGGCGCGGAGAUAUCGGUACACUUUUGACGAGAGUGCGAAAGCGAAUGCGGGGUGGAGGACCGAGGAGCUGUGGCCAUAGACGAAGCGAGCAGCAAUUAGCAAUUCCACCGAGGGCAUGGUUCUGAGACAAAGGAACAUGUCACGAAAAUGCAAAUGUUCAAACACG